UUCAUUUCAACUCCGUUUUGCGUCAAAAUCAAAUACCGCUGUAUUCCUUUCUGUUUUUCUCGGGAAACAAACAAAACUAACUCAAACAGCCUAGCGUCCGUGUACCAAGUAUACCCAUAUAUCUUAAACCACCAUUAACACCCCAUUUCUUACCUCAAUCGAUUCAUUAGAAUUCUCUUUUAUCUGGGUUUUUUUUUUUGUCAAAUUUGUGUUUUUCUUUUUCUUUUUAUGGGUCUUGGUUUCUCUUUGUUGCUCAAUUCGGACCCAGAUGGGUCGAUGGGUUCGCAAUCAAAACCUGGUCUUGGGGAUUUGCCAGAGAGCUGUGUCGCUUCGAUUAUGGGAUAUUUGGAGCCUACUGAGAUAUGCCAAUUGGCGAAGCUGAAUCGGGUUUUUCGUGGAGCUUCCAUGGCGGAUUUUGUUUGGGAAUCGAAAUUACCUUCCAAUUAUCGGAUUCUUGUCCAAAAACUAUUGGGAGAUUCCUUGGGAAAUUUGGGUAAGCGGGAGAUUUAUGCGAGGCUUUGUCGGCCUAAUACUUAUGAUGAUGAUACCAAGAAAGUUUGGUUGGACAAAAGCACAGGUGGGGUUUGCUUGUCUGUUGCUUCGAAGGGGUUAUCGAUAACCGGGAUUGAUGAUCGAAGAUAUUGGAACUAUAUUCCAACAGAAGAAUCUAGAUUCCAAACCGUUGCAUACCUUCAACAAAUUUGGUGGUUUGAAGUUGAUGGGGAGGUCGAGUUCCCAUUCCCACCAGGGACAUACAGCCUAUACUUCAGGCUGCAAUUGGGGAGGGCAAGCAAGAGGUUUGGCCGCCGAGUCUGCAACACUGAGCGUGUUCAUGGUUGGGACCUAAAGCCAGUAAGGUUUCAGCUAUGGACUUCGGAUGGUCAGAGUGCUACAUCCCAGUUCUUCUUAACCGAACCUGGAAGAUGGAAUCUCUACAGAGCUGGGGACUUUGUUGUAGACAAUGCCCAUGUUUCCACAAAGAUUAAAUUCUCAAUGACCCAGAUUGAUUGCACUCACACAAAAGGUGGGCUUUGUUUAGACUCUGUAAUGAUAAUUCCAAGCCAGUUUAGAGAGAGGUUAAAGCACUUUUAGAUUGCACUUAACCAAUACUGCUAGGAAGCUUGUGUUAUAUAUAGAGGUAGUCUAUAUCAAGAAGAACCAUAUUACAGUAGUUCUUCUAAGUAUGCAUGUAAAUUUGUAAGUGUAUAUGUUUAUUCGAUUUAUUUUAUAGUGUUAUAUAUUUUCAAGGUUGUUUGCCUCCUUGUACGGAAUUAUUUUUUGCAAAUAAAAUGAGUUGAUGUUUGAGUUGAA
Humulus lupulus (European hop) is the source of this 1311-nucleotide messenger RNA. RefSeq names its product F-box protein PP2-A12-like. The record is from RefSeq and is a predicted model, not a curated record. The coding region runs from base 229 to 1092 and encodes 287 amino acids. The transcript is spliced from 3 exons. NCBI's taxonomy places the organism in Eukaryota, Viridiplantae, Streptophyta, Magnoliopsida, Rosales, Cannabaceae. Gene Ontology annotation, molecular function: protein binding.